AUGCCGGGGCUGGGUCACCUGCUUGCUCACCGGUGGUGGGUGGACUCUUCCGCACGCCAGCAGGCUGCAGUGGUGAAAUCGUUAAGACGAUCUAUCACCUCCGCGAGGCCCCCGGAAGUUCGUGCUGCGCAGUGCGCGUCGCAACGGCGCGCCCUGCUGCAGAGCGUGAUCCUCGACCCCGCAGGGGCGGGGCUGCUGCUGACUCUACGCCGCUUUUUUCUGCAGGCACCGCCCUCAGCUGAAGGGAGCAGCCCGGGCCUAGGUUUCCUGCGUGACGGACUCAGCUCGAGAAGGUGGAAUGUUCUGGGUGCUGGAAUGGGGACCGGGCAGCUGUCACAUUGGAGUGGGGAGCGGGAGCAGCCCCUUUUAGAGAACGUUGCUGCUGCUUUAAUGUUCGGCGAGUACAUGGAGUGGGACUGUGGGUCCCAGGCUCCUCAGCUCUACCUGCACGUCCUGGAGCCAGACUUAGGAUUUCCUCCCUUCGCGCCGGUCGGCUCUGACUUGGGGACACUGCCCGGUGGCCACCAGGAGAGCCAGGAGGAUUCAGAGGUUGCAUGGGCAAAUUGGGGCUCCCUGAGGAGUCACUUGGAUUUAGGGCUUCUCUCUAGGGCCAAGGGCCGAGGCUGCUGGAGAGCUCUCAGCCUCACCAUCGCGCACCCAAAGGACCGCAAAGUCUCCCUCUGGGGAGCCGCCGGGCGCCCUCCUCUGCUGCGGAGGCCGGUUCCUGAGCCAGGGCGCCCAGAGGUAGCACCAACGGCGAGGACGUCCGUGCAGAACAUCCACUGCUGGACGCCGGUGGCCCUGCGCCUGCCGCCCAGGAUGCCAAAGCCCCCGAGCAGCCAGCGGCGCCACACGCUCCCGGCCAGCGAGUUCCGCUGCCUGACCCCGCAGGAUGCUGCCAGCGUCCUUGAGAUUGAGCGGGAGGCCUUUAUCUCCGUCUCAGGGGAGUGCCCCCUGUACCUCCACGAGAUCCAGCACUUCCUGACCGUGUGUCCAGAGCUCUCCCUGGGCUGGUUCCAGGAGGGCCGCCUCGUGGCCUUCAUCAUUGGCUCACUCUGGGAUGAGGAGAGACUCACGCAGGAGUCACUGACGCUGCACAGGCCCUGGGGCCACACGGCCCACGUGCUCGUGCUGGCUGUGCACCGCCACUUCCGGCAGCAAGGCAAGGGCUCCGUCCUGCUCUGGCGCUACCUGUGCCACCUGGGCGGCCAGCCGAGCGUGCGCCGGGCCGUGCUCAUGUGCGAGGAACCUCUGGUGCCGUUCUAUGAGAGGUUUGGCUUCCGCCCCGUGGGCCCCUGCGCAGUCACCGUGGGCCCGCUGACCUUCAUGGAGCUCUGGUGCUCCCUGCGGGGCCAGGCCGCCUCCAGGAGGAACAGCUGCUGA
Messenger RNA from Pteronotus mesoamericanus, 1383 nucleotides. RefSeq names its product aralkylamine N-acetyltransferase (gene AANAT). Gene Ontology annotation, cellular component: cytoplasm. The record is from RefSeq and is a predicted model, not a curated record. The coding region runs from base 1 to 1383 and encodes 460 amino acids. Gene Ontology annotation, molecular function: aralkylamine N-acetyltransferase activity. Lineage: Eukaryota; Metazoa; Chordata; Mammalia; Chiroptera; Mormoopidae. The transcript is spliced from 9 exons. Gene Ontology annotation, biological process: circadian rhythm; melatonin biosynthetic process; response to light stimulus.